AUGAUGAAGACGGCGGAGAAGGGAGUGCUGAAGAAGACGGGGAAAGGUGGUGGUGGUGGUGGAGCUUAUCUUUCUGGUUUUGCAAUGCCGCACGACACGCCGGAGGAUCUGAGGUCACGCGGAUAUCACAUGAUUUCAGGGGCAGUUGAUAUAGGGUUGUUCAGGAGUGCGUGUGUGGAAGAUGUGAAGAAGUUCAAGAUGAAAUCAGUUGAUUCUGAUGAAGAUGUCGAUGGUAUCGAAAUUGUUAAAGAUGGUGAUGAGAAGUACUGGAGUGAAUGA
Lactuca virosa is the source of this 279-nucleotide messenger RNA. The record is from the annotation of a GenBank genome assembly. NCBI's taxonomy places the organism in Eukaryota, Viridiplantae, Streptophyta, Magnoliopsida, Asterales, Asteraceae.